CGCCAUGUCCUCGCCGCCGUCGGGCCCGCCCGACCCAUUCCUGCACUCUGCCAGCGGUGCCGCAUCGCCAGCGCACAGCGACGCCGACGGCGCCGCGCCGUCCGCGUCCGACAAGCCCGUGCCGGCGCUGCCGCCCUCGGGGCCCGCGUCGCCGCGAGAUGACACGGCCGAGGACGCCGCCGUGCAGUGGGGCGGCAGUGCGUACGAGGUGCCGCCGUCGCUGCGGCCUGAAGCUGCGGCGGUGCGCAGCGAUGAUGAGGGCUUUGAGCAGAUUGCGUCGGAGCCGCCGGCGUGGAGUAGCGGCACCGCCGACGACGACGCAGAGGCGCCCCCUGCCCUGGCCGGCUCGUCGGCGUCGCUGCCGCCGGACCAGCGGCGCAAGUCGGCACGGCCGUCGCUGCCGGCCGGUGCACACGGCCACAUCCGCAUCGUCGACGCGCUCAAGUCGUCGGACGGCGGGCCGUCGACGUUUAUCGUGUACCACAUCUCGCUGCCCGCGCUCGGCCUCUCGUCGAAGCGGCGCUACUCGGAGUUUGAGGCGCUGCGCACGGCGCUCAUUGCGCUGCACCCCACGCGCCUCGUGCCGCCGCUGCCGCCGAAGCACUCCAUCGGCGACUAUGCGGCGAAGCAGGCGCGCGCCAAGGAGGACGCCGCGAUCAUUGCGCGGCGCCGGCGGCUGCUCGGUAGCUUCCUGGAGCGCUGUGCGACGGACCCGGUGCUGGGCAAGGAGGACCUGCUGCGGCGCUUCUGCGACGGCCGCGAGAGCUGGCACGACAUCAGCACCUCGCCGCCGCUCUCGGACCUGCCGAAGUCGUCGCUACGCGCGCCCGUCCGCUCGCCCGCCGACCCGCAGGCGAGCCGCGCGUACGCUGCGCUGCCGCUCCCGGGCGCCGCGACGCCGCUGCGUGUGCCGAAUGCGCGCUUUGCCGACUCGGAGGCGUUCACGAACCGGUGGACGGCGCAUGUGGCGGGGCCGCUGGAGAAAGGCAACCGCCGGAUCAUCAAGCGCUGGGGUGACUCGUCGGCGGACUAUGCCGAGCUCGGCGCGGUGCUCAACGGCUUUAGCCUGAGCGAGAAUGGCGAGCUGGCGGCGGCCAUCGAGCGGACGGGGCAGGCGGCGGAUGGCACAUUCAUGUCGAUCGGCGAGAUGCUGUCCGAGUGGGAGGCGACGUUCACCGAGCCGCUGUCCGAGUACGCGGCGUACGGCAGCAUCGUGCAGAAGCUGCUGCGCUGGCGGCAUCUCAAGCAUCUCCAGUUUGAGCUCGCCGAGGACGCCGUCGAGGCGAAGCGGCUGCAGCUCGAGGAGCUCGAGCGCAUCGAGUCCGAGGCACAGCGGCUGCAGGCGGCGCUCAACGCCGGCGGGCGCGGCCUGAUUCCGGACCGCGGCGCGCGCACGGGCGUGCUUGACGGCGUCAACAAGGGCGCGGCGCGCUCGAGCGUGUUUGGCACGGCCGCCGAGGACGAGCCGGCGCAGUCGUCGCUCGAUGCCGCGCCCGCCGCCGCACCGGACUGGACGGACCCGUCCGCCCCGCGCUCGGCGCGCGUGCCCGCAUCGAGUGCGCCUAAUCGGCGCUCCGGCGGCGGCCUGCUCGGUGCGCUCAGCCACACGUUCCACGCCGUCAUGGACGUCGACCCGGACGCGACGCGGCGCAACAACAUUGGCAAGCUGCGCGAGUCGAUCUCGCAGCUCGACGAGGCCCUCACGCUCACCGCCGACGACCUGCGCUUCGCCACGUCGGCGAUCCAGGCCGCGCUCGACGGCUUCCAGAAGAACAAGGUGGCCGACUUUCGCGCGAUGUUCCUCGGCUACGCCCGGCUGCACCGCGAGUUCUGCCGCGUCAACCUCGCGAACUGGCAGGAGGCCCGCCGCCAGCUGGACCUCGUGCAGGCCGAGACGGCGAUGCCCGAGUCGAGCCUGGUGCGCCACCAGCGCAUGGAGGGCUCGGCGCCGCGCUGAGUGUCCGUGACGACUGUAAUGAACCCGUGUGCCUGC
Tilletiopsis washingtonensis is the source of this 1993-nucleotide messenger RNA. RefSeq lists its product as hypothetical. Gene Ontology annotation, biological process: retrograde transport, endosome to Golgi. Bases 5 to 1957 code for a protein of 650 amino acids. Lineage: Eukaryota; Fungi; Basidiomycota; Exobasidiomycetes; Entylomatales. The record is from RefSeq and is a predicted model, not a curated record. The transcript has 8 exons. Gene Ontology annotation, molecular function: phosphatidylinositol binding.